Monopterus albus (swamp eel) is the source of this 962-nucleotide messenger RNA. RefSeq names its product peptidylprolyl isomerase (cyclophilin)-like 6 (gene ppil6). The transcript has 8 exons. Gene Ontology annotation, biological process: protein peptidyl-prolyl isomerization. Lineage: Eukaryota; Metazoa; Chordata; Actinopteri; Synbranchiformes; Synbranchidae. Gene Ontology annotation, molecular function: peptidyl-prolyl cis-trans isomerase activity. The record is from RefSeq and is a predicted model, not a curated record. The coding region runs from base 11 to 952 and encodes 313 amino acids. Gene Ontology annotation, cellular component: cytoplasm.
GCUUGUUGCUAUGGAUACGAGGCUUUGUUUACUGACAGAAGAGUUCUGGGGGACGUUUUUCUUUUUAGCCAUGGACUCAAAGGUUCAUUUGGAAAUUGUUGGCUUAAUUAAAGACCGUAACUUCCAUAUUGCCAAAAGUAUUGCCGAGGGACUAAAGCAGAAGUUUCCUGAGGCAUUUCUGGAUCCACAAAUCCAAUCAUUGCUCGAAAUUGACUGGCACACUUAUCUGUGCAACAAGAAAAGUGAACUGCGUGGUGAAGUCUGGCAGUACUCCAGCAGCCUGAUGUGCUUUCUGAAUGGCCUUCUGCUUGGUAAUGAGAAGGAUCUUGCCAAAUGGGCCAAAAGUCAGUGGGGCUUCACAUUCUCUCGACCGCAGGCCUUCUAUAUGGCUCUCACUGCAGACUACUACACCAAAUACCUCCAGCAAACUGGGCAUCAGUUUGCCUUCAUGGAUAUUGAGAUAGCAGAAGAAGCAGCAGGGAGGUUGUUGUUUGAGCUGUUCUCAGAUGUUUGUCCAAAGACAUCAAAGAACUUUGAGGCUUUGUGCACAGGAGAGCGAGGACUGUCACCGAGUGGCCUAGGGCUCUGCUACAAGGGCUCUCUGUUUCAUCGUGUGGUGCCCAAUGGCUGGGUGCAAGGUGGAGAUAUUUCUCCAGAAAAGAAGGGCGAUGGAGGAGAGUCAAUCUAUGGACCAACUUUUGAGGAUGAGAAUUUUGCUGUUUCCCAUUGUAAGCGGGGCACUCUAGGAAUGGCCAAUAAGGGCCCCCACACCAACGGAUCCCAGUUCUACAUCACUCUGCAGCCAACGCCUUGGAUGGACAGGACUUAUGUCGCCUUUGGACAAGUGGUUGAAGGUGUCGACAUCCUCAGGAGAUUAGAAGAUGCCCUGACUUGCAAUGAAAGACCCAAGUAUGAAUGUAAAGUUACAAAUUGUGGAGUAUUAAAGCUAUAGCUAAACAUUU